UUGGCGAGCCUGGCGGCUAGUAUGCCGAACUGAACUUGCACGCGUAGAAAUGGUAGUCGGUGCUUUUCCAAUAGCCAAACUCGGCUCUUUACUGUUGCGACAAAUAAGUAAACCAAUAGCAAAUGCUGUCAAAGAGCGCGCGAAGGCUAGCCCUUUUUUUCGCACUUACAUAUGUAUGCCACCAGCACAGUUCUACAAUUGGUGCGAGGUGAAAGCAAAGAUGUGGAUAAUGAACCUGGGUAAACCUGUGAACAUUCCAAGCCUGAAUGAAGCAAUGGCCAUAGAGCUAGGUGCCAACCUGGUGGGAGAAGGAAUUAUAUUUGGAGUUGCUGCUGGAGUACUGUACAUAGAGUAUAAUAGACAGACGAGGAAGGAAACUGCAAAGGAACAGGCUCGUAAAGAGGAGCUUGAUACACUUCACUAUACAAUACAGGAACUCUACUUUACUACAGAGCGUCAGGAUGCACAGAUACGUGAACUGACACGCAUGAUUGUGGACUUGGAAUGUGAAGUAAGCCACAAAUCUUGGCUUGGACGGAUUAAGCAUCCAAAGCAUGCACAUCACCCUGCUCCGGAUACUGAGAUGCAUAUAGUACCUGACCGACAUCAUCAUAGUAAUGAGACCAACCAUGCAAGUUCAGGAAAAAUGGCAGAGAAAGACAAUGAAAGUGAAACCAGUUUUGUUAUGCGUGCACUUGAAAUGCUUCGUGCUGAUAUGGAAGGUCGUCGAUAGUGUAUAAAUCUUUUAUGUUAAACAUGCCAUGAAUGGCAGAUGUAGCAAAUAUGUAAAAAGAGAAGACUGUCUUUUGACAACUGUUGCAUCAUUCAUAUGAAAUUAUUUAAGAAGUAAAUGGGAUGCUGCUGUAUUUGGCCAGUUGUUACAUAAAUAACAAUUUUCUGUAUAGUGAGAAUUAAGAGAAGCAAUGUUGUGUUUGCUGCACAUUCACAGUGCAAUAUAUUGUAGUAAUCUGCCGUACGGUGCCUUCUUUAAGUUGACAUUUUAUGUAAUAGGCAAACAAGUGUGGGAAUAAGUCUUCUUAGACAUUUACACUAAAACAUAAACAAGCUUCAAUUAAUAUUUGAUGUCCCACAUACCUGAUUUAUUCAUUCUUUUGGGGGUACUGUAAUAUUCCACUCAUAGCUGGCAAUGAGGGAUCAAAUUAGUUUUGCAUGUUUAUAUUGAUUAGGAGGGAGUUUUGAUCUAAAUUGGUGUGUGGCUUGUUACCUAUGUGAUAAGGAAGGUCCGGUGGGAAUGGAUACCAUAUGUAGUUCUUGUGCAGUGAGAGAGGAAAAAAAAAAUUAAAAAUCAUUGUGGUUAAAAGACUGUUAUGCACCAA
This is a messenger RNA of Schistocerca serialis cubense, 1337 nucleotides long. RefSeq names its product putative OPA3-like protein CG13603. NCBI's taxonomy places the organism in Eukaryota, Metazoa, Arthropoda, Insecta, Orthoptera, Acrididae. Gene Ontology annotation, cellular component: mitochondrion. The transcript has 3 exons. The record is from RefSeq and is a predicted model, not a curated record. Gene Ontology annotation, biological process: regulation of lipid metabolic process. The coding region runs from base 50 to 733 and encodes 227 amino acids.